CGGAUCCCCACGGGUAGGGCGGGGUGGGAGGCGCCGCGGGGAUCCCGGGGCUGCCGAGGGCCCCUGACUCUUCACUCUGGAAACAUGGACCGGAUGGCUAGCUCCAUGAAGCAGGUACCCAACCCGCUGCCCAAAGUAUUGAGCCGGCGUGGGGUUGGUGCUGGGAUGGAGGCUGCAGAGCGCGAGAGCUUCGAGCGGACUCAGACUGUCAGCGUCAAUAAGGCCAUUAAUACGCAGGAAGUGGCCGUGAAGGAAAAACAUGCCAGGACGUGCAUCCUGGGCACCCACCAUGAGAAAGGGGCUCAGACGUUUUGGUCUGUGGUCAACCGGCUGCCUCUGUCCAGCAAUGCCAUGCUGUGCUGGAAGUUCUGCCACGUCUUCCACAAGCUCCUCCGAGACGGACAUCCAAAUGUGCUAAAAGACUCUCUGAGAUACAAAAAUGAAUUAAGCGACAUGAGCAGGAUGUGGGGACAUCUGAGCGAGGGGUAUGGACAGCUGUGCAGCAUCUACCUCAAACUGCUAAGAACAAGGAUGGAGUACCACACCAAAAAUCCCAGGUUCCCGGGUAACCUGCAGAUGAGUGACCGACAGCUGGAUGAGGCUGGAGAAAGUGAUGUUAACAACUUUUUUCAGCUCACAGUGGAGAUGUUUGAUUACCUGGAGUGCGAACUGAACCUCUUCCAGACUGUGUUCAACUCACUGGACAUGUCCCGUUCAGUGUCUGUGACCUCAGCUGGGCAGUGCCGCCUCGCACCGCUGAUCCAGGUCAUCCUGGACUGCAGUCACCUCUAUGACUACACUGUCAAGCUGCUCUUCAAGCUCCACUCCUGUCUUCCAGCUGACACCCUGCAGGGCCACCGAGACCGCUUCAUGGAGCAGUUCACAAAGUUGAAAGAUCUGUUCCAGCGCUCCAGUAACCUGCAGUACUUCAAGCGGCUCAUUCAGAUCCCCCAGCUGCCUGAGAAUCCACCCAACUUCCUCCGCGCCUCAGCCCUGUCAGAGCACAUCAGUCCUGUGGUGGUGAUCCCAGCGGAGGAGUCAUCGCCAGACAGCGAGCCGGUCCUGGAGAAGGAUGACCUCAUGGACAUGGAUGCCUCCCAACAGAAUUUGUUUGACAACAAGUUUGACGACAUCUUCGGCAGCUCCCUGAGCAGUGACCCCUUCAAUUUCAACAAUCAAAAUGGUGUGAACAAGGAUGAGAAGGACCACUUGAUUGAACGCCUGUACAGAGAUAUCAGUGGACUGACAGGACAGCUGGACAGCGUGAAGACUGAGAGCCAUCGGACCAUGCUGCAGCUGAAGGGCCGUGUGAGUGAGUUGGAGGCAGAGCUGGCAGAGCAGCAGCACCUGGGGCGACAGGCUACAGAUGACUGUGAGUUCCUGCGCACGGAGCUGGACGAGCUGAAGAGGCAGCGAGAGGACACGGAGAAGGCACAGCGCAGCCUGACUGAGAUAGAAAGAAAAGCCCAGGCCAAUGAACAGCGGUAUAGCAAGCUAAAAGAGAAGUAUAGCGAGCUGGUUCAGAACCAUGCUGACCUGCUGCGGAAGAAUGCAGAGGUGACCAAACAGGUGUCCGUGGCCAGGCAAGCCCAGGUAGAUUUGGAAAGAGAGAAAAAAGAACUAGAAGAUUCCUUUGCACGUGUAAGUGACCAGGCCCAUCGGAAGACUCAAGAGCAACAGGACAUUCUAGAAAACCUGAAGCAUGAACUAGCCAGCAGCAGACAAGAGCUGCAGGUCCUCCACAGCAGCCUGGAGACCUCUGCGCAGUCCGAAGCAAAAUGGUUGACACAGAUCGCCGAACUGGAGAAGGAACAGGGUAGCAUGGCUACUGCCGCAGCUCAGAGAGAAGAGGCGUUCUCAGCCCUCCAGGGCCAGUUGGAAAGCACCAAGAUAAAACUGGCCAGUGCCCAGGAAUCCAUGUGCCAGCAGGUAAAGGACCAGAGGAAAAAACUCUUGGCAGGGUCUAGGAAGGCUGCGGAGCAUGAGAUACAGGAAGCGCUGAGUCAGCUUGAAGAGCCUGCCCUCAUCAGCUGUGCAGGGUCCACAGAUCACCUUCUCUCCAAAGUCAAGGCUGUUUCCAGCUGCCUUGAUCAACUAGAAAAGAGCCACAGCCAGUAUCUGGCCUGCCCAGAAGAUAUCAGUGAGCUUCUGCACUCAGUAAGCCUGCUUGCCCACUUGACCAGUGACACCAUUGUUCAGGGGAGUGCCACCAGCCUCCGGGCCCCACCGGAGCCAGCCGACGCUCUGACAGAGGCCUGCAGGCAGUGUGGCAGGGAAACCCUGGCCUAUCUGUCUUGCCUGGAGCAAGAUGAAGCCAUGGAGAAAAACGAUAGCACAGCCAUGAGGAACUGCCUCAGCAAGAUCACGGCCAUUGGCGAGGAACUGCUGCCCAGGGGCUUGGACAUAAAACAGGAAGAGCUGGGUGACCUUGUGGACAAGGAGAUGGCCGCCACUUCAGCUGCCAUUGAAGCUGCCACGACCCGGAUAGAGGAAAUACUCAGUAAAUCCCGAGCAGGAGACACAGGAGUCAAAUUGGAGGUGAACGAGAGGAUCCUUGGUUCCUGUACCAGCCUGAUGCAAGCCAUCAAGGUCCUUGUUGUGGCCUCCAAGGACCUCCAGAAGGAGAUCGUGGAAAGCGGCAGGGGUACCGCAUCCCCUAAAGAAUUUUAUGCAAAGAACUCUCGGUGGACAGAAGGGCUUAUAUCUGCCUCCAAAGCUGUUGGUUGGGGAGCUACCAUCAUGGUGGAUGCUGCCGAUCUUGUGGUCCAAGGCAAAGGGAAGUUUGAGGAACUGAUGGUGUGUUCGCAUGAGAUUGCUGCUAGUACAGCCCAGCUUGUGGCUGCAUCCAAGGUGAAAGCUAACAAGGGCAGCCUCAAUCUGACCCAGCUGAAGCAGGCCUCUCGGGGCGUGAACCAGGCCACAGCUGCUGUGGUGGCCUCAACCAUUUCUGGCAAAUCUCAAAUUGAGGAGACAGACAGUAUGGACUUCUCAAGCAUGACACUGACCCAGAUCAAGCGCCAGGAGAUGGAUUCUCAGGUCAGGGUGCUGGAGUUGGAAAAUGACCUGCAGAAGGAGCGUCAAAAACUAGGAGAGCUUCGCAAGAAACACUAUGAGCUGGCCGGUGUUGCCGAGGGCUGGGAAGAAGGAACAGAAGCAUCACCUCCUACUGCUCAAGAAGCAAUACCUGAAAAGGAGUAGAGACGAGCCCCACAUGUCAGAAUGUAAAUCCUUGCUACCCUUCAGUUAGUGACGCUCCCUACCAUGGCACACCAAGGUCCUUGCAGACCUCUACAUUGACAAAAGCUGAAGGCCAUCAUGUCCCCUCAUGACACCACCUCUGUCUGGAUGCAUGAUGAGUUCUUAUGUCCCUGACGUACAGGCAGGCCAGUGUUGGCCAUGAGCAAGCUCAGGUCCACAGAAAAACGGCGACAUGGCCAACCUGUCUUGCCUAAUAUCCACUUCCUCACCAGUCUUGUCCUUCCCUGAGAGGCUUCUUGUCAUUGGGAGCAUGGGGAGGGGACAUCUCACAUCUGUUCUCUCCCACCCCCGCCUUGUUAGUCUUUUGCAUUUUGUCACUUGCACAAACGUGAGCAUCUGAACUCUGCUGGAUUCCAAACCAGACCGCUAUCUGAAUCCAGGGUCAGAAGAAUGGUAACGAACGGCCUGGCGGAGAAUGCCAAAGCAAUGCCCCCCACACACACUACACUUUUGGGAGUUUCAUGGAUCUCCUCCUGCUUAUUAUUAGGUAGUUAUUUGGGUCUUUUGGGUUUAUAUUUUGAAGGUUUUACACAGCCAACUUUUCCAAAAAAGGGUUCCAACCCCUACCCCAUCCUGAGCUCUGAGCCUUCUGAGAGGAAGUACCCCCCACCCACACCGUGGUGCGGCUAAGGCUCCGCCUUGGUGCUCCAGCUCAGCUCUUCCGUCAGCCAAGGCCACUCCCCCCCAGGGUGACAGCUCUCCUCUGAAGUCUGAAGCAGAGCUAGUGCCUUUAUUUUUCAGACCCUGGGUGUUAUCCCCAGGCCUCUGUCCACCUUCACAAGCCAGGGAGCACCAGAGAUUUUUUUGUUUUGUUUUGUUUUUAAAAAGGUGCCAGGGGCCCGCUGUUCAGGGGACAUUUUUCUUAGGCGCUCAUGUGACCAGGCUUACCACCCCAUCACAUGCUGGAAUGGGGGCUGGUGGAGCAGCAACACUACAUCCCCAGAGCAAACUUCCUGUGCCACGUCACAUGGGCCACCUUCCUCAGACCUGGGCCACACGCUAAGAGGGACAAAUACAACGGGGCCGGAAGUGAUUCCUUUUCCAGCUGCCUGCUUCUGCGUCCUACUGAACCAGGAAAGGAUGGUUGUGUGUGUCACUUGCUCCCAUCAGGAAGAGAACUCAGCUUGGGCUAGGACUCUUCGUAUUUAUUACUAACAAUCUUCACACAACAUCUGCCCCAGAGACGCUUGGAGCAAUCACGACUGAGGGUGUCAGGCUAGGCUUGCCCUCUGCCAUCAGUCUUCACAGACCACAGACAAGACUGAAGAGCCAUGGCUCGUCAUUUCUGGGCAUGGAGCCCAAAGCAGGCAGGUUCCUUGAAGCAUUGAGGAGCGGGGAAAAGGAGAAAGGGGACCACUGGCUAUGACACCAUUCCCGCCCGCCACUGCCCACUCUUGCUCCCAUGACAAUAGGAUGGGGACAGAAGGCAUCCUGCCUAGGUACUAGCAGCCGGACAGCACUUUGCCACUCUCAAACGGACCACUGAAUUAAGUGACCUUCUGAUCUCUAUGAUGGGGCAGGGCGAUGGUGUCUUUCUUUAUCUGUAACUCUUAGGUGGUAGCCAGCAAGCACUUCCUUGAACCUGUCCCCAGUGGGACAUGGCUCAGCUUCGCUGGGUGAUGGGUUGUGAGACUAAUUAAUGUUUGAUCACUGUGAAUCAACCCCCUUCUUUCUGCUCCACCCACACCCCUUCCCUGAGUAUCUUCUAAGCCGGCACUCCAAAAACUCCCAACAACCCAGGCAUCUGCUGAGACACAAGACCUCUGUGUUGGGCUAAAGGAGUUAUUGCAGUAGAAACGGCCUGUUUUGGUGCCAGAAAAAAAGGUUCUCUGCUUAGCAUUUCUUGAGUCCAAGGACAAGAACAGUGUGGGGUGUUGUUGGCCCAUUUGUGCCAAUCAAGCCAAUCCAAGUCCUCACUGGAGGUUUCCGGAAGUGUCGACUACAAAGUCAGUUCUUGCUUCUAGCGUUAACCCAUUCACACUCCUCUGUCCCAGCAUGAGGAAAUCAAACGCACAGCAUUAGAGCAGGGCUCUCUGAAUGCAUAACACACCUGUCUGAAAAGCCAGCCAUUUUUCAAACCCUAUUAAUUAAUCUCUCCCUGAGUAACAAAACAGUCAAGGGCCCCAGCGUGAGGUAGGUCAACAGUACAAGGUCCCUACCUGCUCAGUGUUGUAUCAGAACUUUUUAGUGUAACUCAAGUCAGAAACUUCCUUUCGCUAGCCAGGCUUAGUAGUGCAUACCUGCAAUCUUGGCAUUUGGGAGACUGAGGCAGGAAGAUCCUGAAUUUAAGGUCAGCCUGGGCUACAUACAUGUCUCAAAAAAAAAGAGUUAAAAGUAAUUAGAUUAUAUAUGUGCAUAUGUAUAGAUUAUAUAUAACUUUGGGUUUUUUUGUUUUGUUUUGGGUUUUUUUUUUUUUUGAGAUAGGGUUUCACUGUGUAGCUUUUGGAGCCUGUCCUGGAACUCUGGACUUGUCUUGAACUCAGAGAUUUGCCUGCCUCUGCUUUCUAAGUGCUGGGAUUAAAGACAUGUGCCACCACUACCUGGCUUAUAUAUAACUGUUUUUGGAGACAGAGUCUUAAUAUAUAGCCCUGUCUGGCCUUAAACUAGAUAUAUCACUGCAUUGUCCUUGAACUCACAGAAGAUUCCUUUUCCUCUGCCUCCCAAGUGUUGGGGUUAAAGAUGUGAGCUAUCUCACUCAGCCUACACCAUAAUUUGUUGGCACUGCUGCUACCUAUACUUGAGUCCUUCAACCCAGUGCUGGACAAACCAAACACUGAAAAUUCUUAGAGCUCAAAAGCUCUUUAAAGCCUUCCUGGGGCUCCUUAGACUAAAGUCUGCUGCAUGAGUGUCAACAGAUCCUCGGGACACGGAACUGUCGGUCCAGAGAGAUAGCUCAGCAGUUAAGAGUACUUCCUUCUCCCAGAGGACCCAAGUUCUGUCCCCAGCACCCACAUCAUGUGGCCCACAACCACCUUUAACUCCAACUCCGAGGGAUCUGACACCCUCUACUGGUGGUACACACUCAUGCAGAUGCAUAUACUUACAUCUGAGUAAAAAUAACUCAAAACGUUUUCACAACAGAAAACUGGCAAAAUAAUGGCUUAGGUGUAGUGAGAAAGAAACUCAGAUCCAGCUGUAUCUCAUAUUUAACUUGGUAUUGCAGCUUUCUAGUGCCUCGAGAUGAAGGGUAUGUACGUACAUGGAUGAUCUACCUUCAUGGGGCUGGUUCACAUCUGAGCAAGGAAUUUAAAUGACUAUAGCAGGUUUGUCAGUACAUGCCUACAAUCUCAGCACUUGGGAUUCUGAGGCAGGAGGAUCAUGAGUUAAGGUCUAGCCUGGUCUAUAUACUGAGACCUUAUCUCAAAAAAGCCAAAAAUUAAAUUGAGACUGUAACUUCAAUGGCUUAUUGACUGUACUGCCCACAGCACUACUAGACUCCAGCAUUUAUAUGUGCUCUUAACCCUGUAACUGGGAGAACCGUCUCACAAUGGGUGUGGCUGAGGAUUCAGACACCAGGCUUUAUACGAAGAGUCUCCAGUACCAUUUAACCCUAAUUGGGGAAUGGGGACAGGUUUCAAGACAGGGAUUCUCUGUGCAUAUCUGGCUAGCCUCGAACUCAGAGAUUUGCCUGCCUCCUGAGUGCUGGGAUCAAAGGUGUGUGCCACAACUGCCCGACUUAACCCUAACUUUUCAUAGCUGGCAAAUGUGCUACUCUUUAUUGCCUUUCCAAAUCUCUGGGAGCCUUGCUAAAAAAAGCAAGUCUUGGGUCCAACACCGACCUGCCAAUAAGAGUGGCCUUGCCAUCUUGGAUCACUCUCCUUGUUCUUGGAGCGUCCACACUGACUUCCAACCAGAGCAGCUUUGCCCUCUCUCCACCUCGCGGGUUCUCAGAGACCACACUGUCUGAUUGGAAAUUAUCACCGCAGCGCUUGGCAGCCAUCAGGGGAGAUCCAGGCAGCUUUGCCACCCUUGUCCCACAAGUCCAGCCCAAACACCAGACUGGCCAACAACAGUGGUGGAAGGCCUCGCCCAGGAGCCAAAACCAGAAACGGUUAGAUGUGACUGGAUCCACUUCUGAGCAUAUAGAUCCUUCCAGACAUGUUUUUUCAGGUGACCCUCAACUACCUCAGGUUUGAAGACCCUAAGUUAAACCGAUUAGCAUUCUAGGGACAAACCGAGGAACCCCAUUAAAUCUUGGUAAUAACUUAAUGUCUCGAGCUUAUAAAAGACUCUCAAAUGUGCAGGGCAGGGAUGGGGUUGGUUUUUGUUUGUUUAUCCUCCUCCCCCCCCCACUUUCUGUUUAACCUUUUCCACAGUUUUCCAUUAGAAUAGUCCCCAAAAGUGAAUUUCACUUUUCACUGCGUGCCUACCUUCCCAGGGCAGGUGGUCACGGGCUCUAGUUUCCUCCCAACAGUACUUUUAUUAUGGAAUGAAGACCUUUGUAUAAUGCAUUACAUCUGUGUUUUAAAUUUUUCCAAUAAAUACGUCAGCCUGGC
Molecule: messenger RNA, 7754 nt
Organism: Phodopus roborovskii (desert hamster)
Lineage: Eukaryota; Metazoa; Chordata; Mammalia; Rodentia; Cricetidae
Gene: Hip1
Product: huntingtin interacting protein 1
Exons: 31
Coding region: 85-3198 (1037 amino acids)
Biological process (GO): endocytosis; clathrin coat assembly; actin filament organization
Cellular component (GO): actin cortical patch; presynapse; extrinsic component of postsynaptic membrane
Molecular function (GO): phosphatidylinositol-3,5-bisphosphate binding; clathrin light chain binding; phosphatidylinositol-3,4-bisphosphate binding
Source: RefSeq, a predicted model, not a curated record